AUGGCGGCUGAUUUAUUACUAGAAGAGGACAUUCCCGGGGCAAAGUUUGUUCACGCGUCGGUAGAGGAACACACAAAUAUUCAGUUAAAAAGAUGGUUGAAAUGUCGUGGGCUUCCUACUUCUGGAAAACGACCGGAUUUGAUAGAAAGAUGCCAGAAUGCUGUAAACAACAAUGUUAAAAUUGAUCUGAAAGUUGACGAUGGUAAAUGGCUGAAACUUAAAAAGAAUCCAACACCCGCUGCAUCCCAAGUUCCCUAUGUUCCAAUUCAAGGCUGGAAGAAAUUUCCAUCUGUGUCUAUACCAAAACAUUUUAAUCAUGGGUAUAUCUACUAUUACCUUGUGGAAUCAGUAGCAUCAGUAGAGUGUGACUCAAACAGCUCUGAUGAUGACUGUCAAGAUGAUGUACAUACUAGCAAACCAUUUACUAAGGGUAUGAAUCUUUUUAGGAGUGGUCAUGUGAAAAACAUACAUGAUGUCAGUUGUAAAGGACACUAUUUUGUUAAAGCAACAGUGUUGGCUUCCUACUCACAACAUUUCUACAACUGUACAAUAACAUUAUCCGAAUCAUCAGGAUCAGUAUUAGAGGGAACAUGCACUUGCUCUGCUUCUGGCUUGGGCAGAUGUUCUCAUGUUGCAGCUCUGUUGCUUGCAUUGGAGGACUACACUAUUGAAUUUGGGACCGACUUGCCUACCUGCACAGACAAACUACUACAGUGGAACAAAGGUAGAAGAAAAAAUAAGAAUCCUGAGACAAUUUUCAACAAGGAAUACAAGUCCAUGAAAAAAACUCUUAAACGUCAAAAAACCUCAGUCAAAAAUAUCUUAAACUCUGAUCCAAGACCUGAAGAACUGAGGGAGAAUGAAGUAUCAAAUGAACAGAAAAAUGAAUUUCUAUCAAAUUUAGUCAUGAAUGGACAAGAAUGUGGAUGGACAAAUUUAUUAGAUUUUCAUUAUGAAAAUUUCAGCAUAGAUGAUUAUGGUGUAGAUAUUCUAAAGAUUCAAUGUAGACAAUUUAUUGAUAAUUUAAAAGAAAUGUGUUCUGAUAAAUGUUCCCCAUUUGUAGUUGAUAACACAGUAGGUCAGGCAUUAUCUCUGAACUGGCAGGUAAAUAGAUGGUGCAGGGUAACAGCAUCAAAUGCGAAAGAUAUCAAAUGUGUCAGAACAGGUAUUACGAGUCUAGUCAAUAGACUUCUGUGGUCAGUUUCCCCUGUAACAGCAGCCCUACUGUAUGGGAGUGAACAUGAAUCUGAUGCUCUUGCACAUUACAGACAACAACAUCCAAACUACAAUGUGCAGGAAACGGGUUUGUGGUUGAACCCAAAACACCCUACUCUUGGAUGUAGUCCUGAUGGAAUAUUCAUUCAUAAAUUAAAUGAAACAAAGGGUCUAGUUGAGAUCAAAUGCCCAUAUGUGCUUAGAAAUUGUAAUCCCUUGAAUUUCAUAGACAAUCUGUCAACAAAGCAAUGUAGAAAUUUUUGUUGUGUUAAAGAUAAUCAAGGAAAUUUGAGACUCAAAAGAAAUCACAAAUACUAUUAUCAGAUUCAAAUGCAGUUAGCUUUGUGUGAAUUAGACGUUUGCGACUUUGUUGUCUGGUCUCCAAAGGGUAUGUCAGUGGAGAGAAUAUCUGUCAGUAAUGACUUGUGGUCUUACAUGUGUCCUCAACUUGAGGCUUUUCAUAGAGAAUAUCUUGUUCCAGAAUUUUUCCUCAUGCGGCUACCUCGUGAACUUGAAAUUAUACAGCUUAAGUAUUAG
Messenger RNA from Saccostrea echinata, 1752 nucleotides. RefSeq lists its product as uncharacterized. The record is from RefSeq and is a predicted model, not a curated record. The transcript is spliced from 2 exons. NCBI's taxonomy places the organism in Eukaryota, Metazoa, Mollusca, Bivalvia, Ostreida, Ostreidae. Bases 1 to 1752 code for a protein of 583 amino acids. Gene Ontology annotation, molecular function: zinc ion binding.